ACUGGUUAGGUUGCACUCAUUAAAAAGAGUUGAUUUCAACUUAGGCGUGGAGUCGGAUUCGGUUUGUUGUCUAUGAUGAAGUUCUUUGAGGAGCAUGCUCCUUUUAUCACCAAUUAUUGGCCUUUUAUCAUUUCUUCAACGUUCAUAUGUCUCGGAUUGUUUUUCGUUGUUAUGUUUGUUAAAAAUAGAGGAAGGUAUAUUAGAGUUUUCGAUAAGGAAAACGAUGUGGGAUCAAAUAUAGAAGAAGAAGUAGGAGAAACUAACGAUCAGGUGUUUAUGAGUAUAAUGAAAAAUGAAGAUGUACAAAUACCAUACGCAUUACCUCGUCUACAACCCGUUGCAAUGAUUCAAAAAGCUCAGUCAUUCUAUGAAUUAAUGAAUACAAGACGAAGUUGUAGAAUGUUCUCCGACGAACCUGUUCCAAGGGAGGUCAUAGAUAAUAUAAUUAAAGCGGCCGGAACGGCUCCCAGCGGCGCCCACACUGAACCUUGGACCUAUGUUGUCAUCUCUCAGAAAGACGUAAAAAUGAAAAUAAGAGAGAUUAUUGAAGAAGAAGAAGAAAUUAACUAUAGGAGAAGAAUGGGUGAAAAAUGGGUUAAUGAUCUUAAGACGUUCAAAACAGAUUGGAUCAAACCGUAUCUAGUAGAAGCUCCAUACUUAAUUCUAGUCUUUAAACAGACAUACGGAUUAUGGCCUAAUGGACAGAAAAAAACGCACUACUACAAUGAUCUUUCUGUUGCAAUAUCAGUAGGUAUCAUGGUAUCAGCAAUAACUAAUGCGGGCUUAUGCUCCGUAACAUCGACACCUCUAAAUGCUGGAGUUAGAUUAAGAGAUCUAUUGGGCAGGCCUGUAAAUGAAAAAUGCGUUAUACUUUUACCUGUUGGCUAUCCAGCAAAGAAUGCUAAAGUGCCCAACUUGCAGAGAAAGCCUUUGAAAGAUAUUGCUAUUUAUUGUUAAUUCGAGCCGAAGGAGAAAAUGGGAAGAAAACAUCGAAAUAUAAGGAUGAUGAUGAUGAUGACGACGGUGAUAAUGAUAGCGAUAAUGAUAACACCAAGGAAGAGACGUAAGAGAAGAAGGAGGCGGUGAAAGGUUUUAAAAAAUAAAAUAAAGAUAAGUUCUAAAGCAAUAAAAAAACGUAAAAUUCCCGC
Messenger RNA from Dimorphilus gyrociliatus, 1148 nucleotides. NCBI's taxonomy places the organism in Eukaryota, Metazoa, Annelida, Polychaeta, Dinophilidae. The record is from the annotation of a GenBank genome assembly.